CAAAAUUUGAAGAAGACUGUGUGAUACACUGUUCCCCUCUGCGCUCGGGCUUACAUUAGGGAUUCACUCUAUAGGAUCUGCACUCCUCUCACUCUCUCUCUCUCGGCUGCGUUCGCAUAGCUUUUCAUGUGAAAUCUAUGGAGUUGAAAUCAGGUACUUUUGUUGUUUCUGUUUAACCACAUUUUUUUAUUUAAUUUUUUUCCCUUCAAACCAAGCACAGAAAAAAAAAAUUAGGGUUUUCCGAUUUAGUUUGGUGGGUGAUACAUUUGGGGAUUUGAAGUGGGUAUGUUGGGUAAGGAUGAUGCCGCCUCCAGUUGUGGAGGGGGAGGAGGAGGUGGUGGGGGGGGCUCUCGGGAGCCCUGCCAGGUGUCUGAUGCCCGUAAAACUUAUUGGCGGUCAGCAUCGUGGUCCUCUUCCCGGUCCACACUACCGCCUUUGAACACUGAUAAUGAUAAAGAUGGUUUAGAUCCAAAUGGGAAUAACUGUGUGCAGGGUAGGCGGUUGCCUGUCCCUUUAACCCCUAGAUCCCAACAGAAUUGUAAGGCUCGGUCAUGUUUGCCACCGUUACAACCCCUGGCAAUUUCUCGCCGCAGCUUAGAUGAGUGGCCAAAGGCAGGGUCUGAUGAUGUUGGAGAAUGGCCGGUUCCUAUUACUCCUGGUGGUAGAGAUUUGAACAAGAGUGGGGAGAGAUUGAAACUUGAUUUGUCGACAAUUCAAAGAGACCCAGACAAGAAUGGUGGGCUUGUUAAGAGGGAAAAGAUUGCAUUCUUUGAUAAAAAGUGUUCCAAGGUGGCAGAACACAUAUAUCUAGGCGGGGAUGCUGUUGCUAAAGAUAAGGAUAUACUCAAACAGAAUGGGAUUACCCAUAUUCUUAAUUGCGUUGGUUUUGUUUGCCCCGAGUAUUUUAGAGCCGAUUUUGUGUACAGAACUCUGUGGUUGCAGGAUAAUCCCUCAGAAGAUAUUACUAGCAUAUUGUAUGAUGUUUUUGAUUACUUUGAAGAUGUCAGGGAGCAAGCUGGAAGAGUUUUUGUUCAUUGUUGUCAAGGGGUCUCUCGGUCCACUUCAUUGGUGAUUGCUUAUCUUAUGUGGAGAGAGGGGCAAAGUUUUGAUGAUGCAUUUCGGUAUGUGAAAGCAGCUCGGGGCAUUGCUGAUCCGAAUAUGGGUUUUGCUUGUCAGUUGUUACAGUGCCAGAAAAGGGUGCAUGCUUUUCCUCUUAGCCCCAGUUCGUUGUUGAGGUUGUAUAGGAUUGCCCCACACUCGUCAUAUGAUCCUUUGCAUCUUGUCCCAAAAAUGUUAAAUGAUCCGUCUCCAUCUGUUCUGGAUUCUAGAGGUGCAUUUAUCAUUCAUAUACCUUCUGCUAUCUAUGUUUGGAUUGGUAAGAAAUGUGAAGCCAUCAUGGAAAGGGAUGCCAGGGGAGCUGUUUGCCAAAUUGUUCGGUAUGAAAAAGUGCAGGGGCCAAUAAUAAUGAUUAAGGAAGGGGAGGAGCCACCAUAUUUUUGGGACGCUUUCUCAAAUCUCCUACCUUUGAUGGAUAAAUCUAGUAACGGGGUGGAUGUGGUUGAAUUUUCAACUAAAAUUGGCCCAGGUGAUAGAAAAGUGGAUACCUAUGACAUGGACUUCGAGAUUUUCCAGAAAGCAAUCAAGGGAGGCUUUGUGCCUCCAUUCUCGUCAUCUGAGACUGAACAUGAAACCCAUCUUCCUGCAAGAGAAAGCACUUGGAGUGUGCUGAGGCGUAAGUUUGCUUUUGGCAAUAUGAAGGACUUUGUUUCAGCAUCAAAAUUGGCUCUUUCCAGGGUCUACCCAGAUUCCAUGUUGAUAGUAGGUGUAGAUAAUUCUGUGACCAAAUCAUUAAAUUCUUCUGCAAAUGUGUCGUCGUCAACAUCCCCCUCAUCAGUAUCGUCUUCUUCUUUUUCUUCUUCCUCAUCUUCAUCUGCAUCUUCAUCUUCUUCUUCUUCUCCUUAUCUUUCUCCAGACUCCAUCUCUUCUGAUUCAGGCAUCAGUUUGAAGUACUUUUCAGAUUCCCCUGCAGUGUCUCCCUCGACGGUGUCAUGUUCUCAUCCACUAUCUUCGACCCAGUCUAGUUUUUCUAAUUUGUCACCUUCCUCAUCCAAAAUUUCUCCUCACUCCAUAACUAAGACUUCAGAAUUUAUUGAUGUUAAUUUUACCUCAGGGCCUCGUUCUCAAUCAGUGUUGUCAUUGUCUAAAAGAUCUCCACUUUCUAUUGCGGAGCGCAGAGGUAGCUUGUCAAAGUGUCUCACACUGCCAGGGGGAAAGGAUGUCUCCCCAAGUUUUCUCUCUCGUAUACGUGAGCAGCCAAUGCGUACUGACAGUUCAAGGGGAAAAGAUGUCUCAAGUAGUUUUCUCUCUAGUAUACAUGAUUGUAUUAGUAGAAAGAUCAAUAACUCUAUAUGUGAACCACAUAAAACAAAAAAUCUUUUUGAGCCAAAGGGAGAAAAAGAUUCAAGUCAAGCAUAUGAGUUACAAGGAUCUUCAUGUAGAGAAGCUAGUGCUGAUUCAUGUGAUAACGAAGCUGCUUUCAUGAAAACUUCUGAUGAACCAUGCAGAAUUCAUCCUUUGGGAAAGAGGUUGUCUGGCUUGACUGGAUUGCCGGCUAGUGGUUCAGCAUGCCGUUACCCAACACGACCAGAUAUAUGUCGCUGGCCCAGCUUGGAAAAGGUUGUGACAUUUGGUGCUGGUGAUUUGGACUCCGAAGCUGUAUACAUUUUUGUUACUCCAAGUUCAGGUUUAGGCAAAUGUAAGGAUAUAAUUCUGUAUUUUUGGGUAGGAAAGUCUUUCAAUCAUGGUAAAAGCAAGAAUCAACUAGGUAGCAGUGGAGAGUUAGGUGAUCUAGAAGAGAUUGACUGGAAUCAAGUUGGUUCUGAUGUUCUUUCACAAAUGGCUCUGCCAGAGGACACUGACAUAAAGGUAUGUAUCUUCUUUGGAGUUUCCAUUUGAUUUUUUUUCUUUUCCUUUUUCUCACUUCUCUGGAUUACCUACAAGCUCAUUGUGGACUGCAUUUUAAUUGUUGACUUACUGUUGCUUCAUGUGCAAUAAUAUCAAAGGCUAACUACAGAGAGAGUUAUAUUUGGGGAUUAAACCCAGCGUACUUGUUACUUGUAUUUGGGAUUGAUUAGCUGUAUUGUGAUUAGUUGAAGUUAUACAAAACAUGAAAAUGACUCUCCAUGCUUGGAACAUAAACAAAAGUUUAACGCUCUCACUUAUUGUAUGGGAAAGAUGGCACAAAUUAUCACUUUUCUUUUCUUGCAGAAAAUUGAGCUGAAUUAGAUGAAAACAAUUGGUUCACAGUCAACUGACUGACAUUUGUUUUUAUAUUUUGGUUUAUUACACUUUCUACCUAAACUAUCAUUAAAUUGUCUACUUAGUCAUGUACUAUCGAUUGAGUCUACUAAGUCCCUAUAGUAUAUAAAUUA
Camellia sinensis is the source of this 3431-nucleotide messenger RNA. Lineage: Eukaryota; Viridiplantae; Streptophyta; Magnoliopsida; Ericales; Theaceae. The record is from RefSeq and is a predicted model, not a curated record.